AUGGCCACUGGUCAAGGUCUUGUGGUCACAGUGGAACCCCACACUACUACUGUGCGUGAAGGGGAGUCAGUCAGUCUCAGGUGCCAAGUGGGGAGCAGUGCACGUCCCGCCGAACUGCAGUGGAGAAGAGCCAAUAAUCAAGCCUUAGCAGACAAUGUUAAAAUCGGCCCCGAUGGUGCAGUUCUGACAGUUGCCAAUGCUCGACCUGGUAACCAGGGAGAGUAUCAAUGUGUGGCAACCAACUCUGGAGGUUCUGGCACUGCUUCCGCACAGAUCAACAUCAAAUUUCCUCCUAAAGUGCGGUUGUCACCAACUGGUCCUCUGAGAGUCAAAAUUGGUGCCCGAGUAUCAGUACAAUGUCGUGCAACAGGCAGACCACGGCCCAAGCUGAGCUGGAGGCGCCAAGGUUCCCCUCUGAAGCUUCUUUCUGAGGAGAGAGAUGGUGUCAGCACCAUACAAUGGGUAGUAGUACGUCCGGAAGAUGUUGGUGUGUAUAUUUGCCAAGGUGAGAACAACGUGGGUGUGACUGAGAUCAAAGUGGAGGUCAUUUUGGAUGGGGGACCUGAUGCACCCAUUGCAUCAGUGAGUCACAAGGAAAUUACUGCUGUAGAGGGUCGUUCUGUCACUUUCAGCUGUCAGGCUACAGGUUCUCCACCUCCCCUCAUCACAUGGUCCAAGCUGAGAGCCCCGUUACCAUGGAAACACACAGUCGCUGGGGGUGUCCUGACACUGACCAGUGUGGGGCGCCAGGACUCCGGCCAGUACAUCUGUAAUGCUACCAACAUUCACGGCUACAGCGAGGCAUACACGCAGAUGGAGGUGGAAAGUCCUCCUUAUGCCACCUCUCUACCCGAGCAGGUGAAACUCCAACCUGGCGAUGCUCUUUCUCUCCGUUGUUUGGCCCAUGGCUCCCAUCCCAUUCAGUUUGAAUGGAGCCGGGUUGGGAGAGGCAACCUGCCUGCAGGAAGUCAGACUACCAGCGACGGACAACUUGUGAUACCCCGUCUUAAAGCUAGUGACGGUGGGACAUACAAGUGUGUAGCUACCAACCACAUUGGGUCCAGUGAAGCACUGGCCAAAGUCAUUGUGAAAGAUGUAAAUGAGUGUGGAGAAAAUCCAGGACCGUGUGGUAAUCAUACGGAGUGCUUCAACACAAAUGGCAGCUACUACUGUCGGUGCGAGCAUGGCUUCAUCAACAUUUAUGGAAAAGAUAACUUCACCGGGGUUGACGGGCAGUGUAAAGACAAAAACGAGUGUGGCAUCGACAAAGACAUCUGUGGUGACAGGGCUGUUUGUAUUAACAUGCAAGGGAGCUACAGAUGUGACUGCAAAUCUGGGUACACCAAAACCAGCACAAAUGGAGGUUGCUCAGACAUUAACGAAUGCGACGAAGCUAAGAUUCGAAAAGAAGACAUCUGUGGACCAAAAGGGAGUUGUAAAAAUACCAAUGGAAGUUAUUCGUGCAUAUGUGAAAAAGGAUACACCAACUACGGCAAUGAAAAGACCCUUUGUUCUGAACUGAAUUGCGAAACCUUUGAUGCAAGAAGUGGAAAUUCCGAGUAUAACAGUGGCUUGGCAGAUCUGUUGUCUAUAAUGAGAAACAGCUGCAUGGCUCUGGCUAAUCCAGAUCACGGCAAUGAAAGCAAAGCGGAUGGAGAUGCGCUACUGGAGAGGUUUUUAACAGCAUCCGAGCCGGUCUUAUCAUGGGCCGACAAGGACAUACGUGAAGACGUGUAUGAGCUGCUGAGCACUAUGGAAAAUUCCAUCAAGCUUAUUGGCCCACAGCUACGAGGCAAUAACACCAUAAUGGGCUCCAAUCAGACAACUGUAAAGAUUGCAGUACGGAGGCAAAGGUCUCCGCCCACUGGACCCCUGCAUUUGGGGACUGAAAAUUCAACACUUGAUACCGACUGGUCAACGGCAGCUGGAACUGCUGGAGCAUAUCCUGGCUUUGCUAUGGCUGCCUUGUUGAACUAUCAUAACCUGGAGAGAUCUGUUAACCGCUCCUUUGAGGAGCUCCAAGGAUUUGAAAAAGAUGGCGCUGAACCAGCUUUCAAAAUCUUCUCCCGGGUUGUGUCUGUUGUGGUUUCAAACCCAUCCACUCAGAAUCUGAGCCACCAGGUCAUCCUCACGCUCAGACAUCUCGAGGACAAAUCGGAGGCAAGAUUCAUCUGUGCAUACUGGAACGAAAGGGGUGCCUGGGCCACAGAUGGUUGCCAUCAACAGAAAUCCAAUGCCACACACACAGUGUGUCGAUGUGAACAUCUCAGCAGUUUUGCUGUGUUGAUGGCUCACUAUGCUGUAGAUCAAUCCUUUGCGAUCCAGCUGAUAACAAAGAUAGGACUGAUCCUUUCCCUGUUGUGUCUGAGUGUUUGCAUCCUGACAUUCAAGUUCUGCCGCUCCAUACAAGGGACACGGACAACCAUUCACCUGCACCUCUGCAUAUGCCUAUUCAUUGCUGACCUCAUUUUCCUGGCCGGCAUUUCCCAAACAAAACCAGAGGGCGGCUGCAGGUUUAUUGCUGCUAUGCUCCACCUUUUCUUCAUGGGGGUGUUUGCAUGGAUGCUGCUUGAGGGGGUGCAGCUGUAUCGUAUGGUGGUCCUUGUGUUUAAUGCCACCAUUCGACCUCUCUACUUAUUCCUUUUUGGCUACGGGACACCCUUGGUUGUUGUCAUUCUAACGGCCAUCAUCAGACCCAAAGGAUAUGGCACUAAGGAGCACUGUUGGCUAUCCCUCAAAGAUGGCCUCAUCUGGAGUUUCUACGGCCCUGUGUGCGUCAUCAUCUUCCUCAAUGUCUUCUUCUUCAUCGUCACUGUCUGGAAACUGGCCCAGAAGUUCAGCAGUCUCAACCCGGACCUAUCCAAGCUCAACAAAUUAAAAGCUUUCACAGUGACAGCCAUUGCCCAAAUGUGUAUUCUGGGACUUAUGUGGGUAUUUGGAGCCUUCUUGUUUCGCGAGGGCAACAUAGUGGUGGAAUACAUAUUCACCAUUUUGAACAGUCUGCAAGGAGCACUAGUCUUCAUCAUGCACUGCCUCUUAUCCAAACAGGUUAGAGAUGAGUACCACAACUUUUUCUCCUGCAUCUGCGCGCCAAAGAAAAGAUAUUCUGACUUUAGUAGUACAAAUCCGUCCAACAGUCACUCACAUGGUUCCCGGAGUGGGCAGAACACAGGAGAAUCCAACAUAUGA
Nerophis lumbriciformis (worm pipefish) is the source of this 3189-nucleotide messenger RNA. NCBI's taxonomy places the organism in Eukaryota, Metazoa, Chordata, Actinopteri, Syngnathiformes, Syngnathidae. The record is from RefSeq and is a predicted model, not a curated record.